Lachancea dasiensis is the source of this 867-nucleotide messenger RNA. Lineage: Eukaryota; Fungi; Ascomycota; Saccharomycetes; Saccharomycetales; Saccharomycetaceae. The record is from the annotation of a GenBank genome assembly.
AUGAAUAGCAGUGAUCCUCUAUUGGCAAACCUUAAUGCUUUCAAAGAUAAGGUCAGAGUGCCCACCCCGGUAGCGACGAAGGGAUUGGAAAAUGAUGUAAAGAAACGCACUCUCAAAGAAGAGAGCCCUGUGCCGAAGAAAGUGAAGAAAACAGAGGCAUCUGUGGCAACGGCAGCGGCAACGGCAACGGCAGCGGCAACGGCAACGGCAGCAGCGGCUGUGCCAGAGCAGAGUUUGAGUGGUACACAUUUGUCCACCAAGCUUUUAUUGGCUACAGAAUACAUCCAGGAACGCGGCGAAGCAGUGCCUAUCGAGCAGAUCGAAUCGUAUCUGUCGCUGGCGCCAGAGAACAAUGUAAUUCCUCUACUGAAAAACAUCAAUAAGAUCAAAUUCGAUCCGAAGCUGAAUACACUCCAGUAUGUGUCUAUCUAUGAUGUACAUUCAGCAGAAGAACUGUUGCAAUUGCUGCGAGCACAAGUGACAUUCAAAGGUAUAUCUUGCAAAGAGUUGAAAGACGGCUGGCCACAGUGCACUGAGGUGAUAGACGAGCUGGAAAACAAAAACCGAGUGCUGGUUUUGCGCACGAAGAAGGAUAACCAACCCAGGUUUGUUUGGUAUAAUUUUGGAGGGUCUUUGGGAAACGUGGACGACGACUUCGUGAAGAUGUGGGAGAACUGCAAGCUGCCGCAGCGUGGAGAGCUGCCGCGCAAACUGCAGGACUUGGGACUCAAGCCUGCAAGUGUGGAUCCAGCUACGGUAAAACGGCAAUCCACUCGCGUUGAGAUCAAGAAAAGAAAACAACGCAAGGGUAAAAUUACGAAUACACAUAUGGCAGGCAUCCUCAGGGACUAUUCGGAUCGGGCCUAG